Messenger RNA from Nipponia nippon (crested ibis), 1302 nucleotides. The record is from RefSeq and is a predicted model, not a curated record. NCBI's taxonomy places the organism in Eukaryota, Metazoa, Chordata, Aves, Pelecaniformes, Threskiornithidae.
UCCUCUUUGGAUAGGUUUCUUAUGGUGUGGAAGCUGAAGACGCAAUGCAGAGCUUACAAAUUUGUAGGCCACGUGGAAGCAGUGACCAGCGUACAGUUCUCACCAGAUGGGCAGCUACUUGCUUCAGGUUCUCAAGAUCGUACUGUCAGGCUAUGGAUUCCUUGCAUUCAUGGAGAAUCGUCAGUAUUAAAAGGUCAUACAGCAUCUGUUCGUAGCGUGAGCUUCUCGCAUGAUGGCUACUUUCUAGUUUCAGCAUCCAAUGAUAAAUCAAUAAAAAUAUGGAGUGUUCGCCAUCAGCGCCUUUUGUUUUCCCUAUUUCAACACACUCAUUGGGUUCGCUGUGCCAAAUUUUCACCUGAUGGAAGACUAAUAGCAUCUUGCAGUGAGGAUAAAUCUGUUAAGAUCUGGGAUAUGAGAAAUAAAACUUGUAUUGAUAGCUUCUUAGAUUAUGGAGGAUUUGCAAAUUUUGUGGAUUUCAACCCAAGUGGUACGUGUAUAGCUUCUGCAGGUUCCAAUCAUACAGUGAAACUGUGGGAUAUUCGAAUGAACAAGCUACUGCAGCAUUACAAAGUUCACAGAGCAGGGGUUAAUUGUGUAUCAUUCCAUCCUUCUGGUAACUAUCUCAUCACUGCUUCUACUGAUGGUACCCUUAAGAUUUUGGACCUCUUAGAAGGAAGACUUAUUUACACUCUUCAUGGACACAAGGGACCUGUACUUUCUGUGGCUUUUUCAAAAGGUGGUGAAAAAUUUGCCUCAGGUGGAACUGAUGCUCAGGUAUUACUGUGGAAAACCAACUUUGAUUCAUUUGAUUAUAAAGAAGUUCUUAAACACCAUAUUAGAAGAACACGUAUUGAUGAUCCUCCUCAUCUUCUUGAUAUUUACCCGAGGUCACCUCAUCUCCAUGAUGAAAAACUUCAGUCAGUUGAGGUCAACCCUACCUUUGAUGUGACUAAUACACAAACGCUUGACCCACCUGUCAUAGAGAUUAGUUCCUCUUCAUCUUUCAGUACUCCAGAUGAUGUCAGCAGUGAAGAUCUGCAGUAUCCCCCUGCUUCAGUCUUGGCAACAAGUUCAAAAAGGAAGUCAGAGAAUGAGAGCGAAUCAGCUGUGCAUAAUGUGGAUAAGCAAACAGGCAUCUCCCCCUCCCUGGGUAACGCUUUGGAGCACAUUGUGGACCAGCUGGAUGUUUUAACACUAACUAUUUCAAUCCUGGAACAACGUCUGACUUUGACUGAAGAUAAAUUGAAAGAAUGCUUAGAAAAUCAGCAAAAAAUGUUACUUCAGGGAAGACAGGAAGAAUAA